AUGGGCGUUAGCUGGAGAUUUGAGGACGCCGCGACCAUAAACCCUUUUAAACUGAAUCGCUAUUCGUCGUUCGCAAAUUACUGGGUGACGUUCACAUUUUUAAUUAAAAUGGCAUUUUUGCCCUUGUGGGCAUUUUAUCUAUUUAAGGGUCCACCAUGGGAUUCGGAGGUUGAAGACGACGGUGACGUUGUGAAUUACAGUGCACAUUUUGUGACAGACACGGUUUUUCUAACGUUUGACGAUGCAGUUACAUGGGCGGAUGCUGUUGCAAUAAAUCUGGGAUUUAUUUUGGUGAAAUCGUCUUUCAACAAACAGAGGGAUGGUCGACCAGUUCGAUAUUUAAGAUGUGACCGGGGACGCACGAGUAAGCCGAGAGAUCUUGAGAACGCAAUUCGGAAGGACACCAAAACCAAGGGCAUUGGUUGUCCUUUCUACAUCAAGAUAUGUUACGAGUUCGUCACCAAUACUUGGUUUAUCCGGGCGAAAGAUGAUGUAACUGGGACCCACAACCAUCCAAUGAUUGUGUAUCCAGAGGGUCAUCGUAAAAUUAGUGGGUUGAGCCCGAACGCGAAGCAGGUUGUGCGUGACAUGACGAAGUCUAAGGUUGCACCACGUAACAUCAUGGCGACUAUUGCGGAGCAAUUUCCUGAUGAUCAUCCAAACAUCAGACACAUCUACAACUGCCGGAAUGACUUCAGAGAGGAGAUGUCUGAUUGGAGAGGAGUUGUUCAACAAUUUCUACAUCUGGCGAGACAGAGUCAGUAUGUUUACUGGGUCAUGUCCGAUGAUGAAGGCGUUUUACAGCACGCCUUUAUGGCGCAUCCAGUCAUGGUAGACAUCCUACGGACGUACCCGUAUGUGAUCGGUAUGGAUUCCACUUACAAGACUAACCGAUACGGGAUGCCGUUCUUUGAUAUAGUUAGCGUGACACCGACAAAUCAGAAUUUUCUCGUCGCUUACGUGUUCAUGCGCAACGAGAGCACGACAAGCUAUCGAUGGGUUUUGCAGAGGUUGAGAGAUGUGAUUGGGUAUGAUAAGGAGUCGUCGGUUUUCUUGACAGACCGUGAGCUUGGGCUAUGUGCUGCAUUGAGGGAAGUGUUUCCAGGAACCUCGCACUUACUUUGUCGAUGGCACAUUAACAAAGAUGUGGAGGCUCGGGUCACUGCUAUGUUCAAAAACAAGAAGACCGGUGCGUCUUUCAAAAACGGAAAAUGGAAACGUAUCAUGUACGCUGCAACCGAGGAAGAUUAUGAGGCCGCUGUAGAAAACAUGAAAGAUAGGUGGGCAAGUUAUCCAGCAGUGAUACAAUAUGUAGAGAACACGUGGCUUUGUCAUAAAACGAAGUUCGUGACAUUUUGGACAAACCAAGUUCUACAUUAUGGCAACACCAGCACAUGCAGAGUUGAGAGCCAACAUUCGGCCGUGAAGAUGUGGUUUGAUUCCUCGACAAGUUUGGUGUUUGCUUAUUGUACUUCAUGUUUUUUGGAUACCGUAUGGGCUCGAGUUCAUAGCCACAUUGGUAAUCAAAUCAUCGCAAUUCGUAAUGGUUUGGAGGCUUCUAGGUCGAAGAUAGGUAAAAAGUACCGACAGUUGCCACUGUCACGUAUAAACGGGAAGGUGUCUCAGCAUUGUUUGAAGGUUCUCGAUGAGGAGACAAGGAGGAUGAGGGAGCUGAGUUAUCAAGUGCACGAACGAUGUGGAUGUGCAAUGCGUGUGACCCACGGGUUGCCCUGUGCAUGCCAGAUACAUGAUUCACUAGCUGCUGAGACAUGA
Molecule: messenger RNA, 1773 nt
Organism: Chenopodium quinoa (quinoa)
Lineage: Eukaryota; Viridiplantae; Streptophyta; Magnoliopsida; Caryophyllales; Amaranthaceae
Product: protein FAR1-RELATED SEQUENCE 5-like
Exons: 3
Coding region: 1-1773 (590 amino acids)
Source: RefSeq, a predicted model, not a curated record